Molecule: messenger RNA, 2151 nt
Organism: Laccaria bicolor S238N-H82
Lineage: Eukaryota; Fungi; Basidiomycota; Agaricomycetes; Agaricales; Hydnangiaceae
Exons: 10
Coding region: 1-2151 (716 amino acids)
Biological process (GO): DNA topological change
Cellular component (GO): nucleus
Molecular function (GO): DNA topoisomerase type I (single strand cut, ATP-independent) activity; DNA binding
Source: RefSeq, a predicted model, not a curated record
AUGAGAGUACUUUGCGUUGCAGAGAAGCCAUCCAUUGCAAGGUCCAUUACGGGAAUUCUUUCUGGUGGACAAUACUCAACGCGUAACACAGGGAACAACUUUGUCAAGAACUACGACUUUGAUUACCCACAAACUAAUUCGACCUUUACCGUUACCUGUGUCUCGGGUCAUCUGACGUCUCAGGACUUUGGAGAAGCACAUCGGAAAUGGAACUCAUGUGAUCCCUUUGCGCUAUUCGACGCGCCUGUCGAGACCCUUAUACCACCAGACAAGAAAUCUAUAGAGAGGAAUCUACGAACAGAGGGCGGUCGUGCGGACACGUUAAUGAUAUGGACGGAUUGCGAUCGGGAAGGAGAGCACAUUGGGAUGGAGAUAGCUCGUGUGUGUCGAAAGGCGAAGCCGAAUAUCGUUGUGAAGCGUGCCAGAUUCAGUGCUAUUAUAGCCCAACAAAUCCACCAUGCUGCCCAGCACCCCAUAGAGUUGGAUCGUGCCCAAGCCGAGGCCGUGGAAGCUCGAAUCCUCCUUGACCUCAAGGUUGGUGCUGCUUUCACCCGCAUGCAAACCCUCGCCCUGCAACGUCAGUUUGCGCAACUAGAGGGCGUUCUCUCCUACGGACCAUGCCAAUUUCCAACUCUAGGUUUCGUCGUCCAACGAUACAACCGAGUCAAGGCAUUCCGCCCAGAAACGUUCUGGUACAUCUAUCUCUCCCUAACACGAGAUGGUGAGGAGACCAAGUUCACGUGGAAAGAAGGGCACCUAUUCGAUCAAGGUGGCGCAGCUCGCAUCUACGAAAUAGUGCUGCAAAAUCCUAGGGCCAGGGUCAUCCGCGUUACGAAGAAGGACACAAAGAAAUGGAAGCCUCUACCCUUGACUACGGUCGAACUUCAAAAAGCUGGGUCGCGACUACUGAAGCUAGCUCCGAAGAAAGUCUUGGAUGUUGCAGAGAAGCUCUACCAACAAGGAUUCGUCUCCUACCCUCGCACAGAAACUGACCAGUUUGAUCCCCAAUUUGACUUUAUGACUCUCAUUGGAAAGCAGACCGUUGAUCCAGCAUGGGGUGAAUUCGCAAGAACGUAUCAAAAUGGUGGUUUCGGCGUUCCACGAAAAGGCAAGAACAACGAUAAAGCCCAUCCUCCCAUCCACCCUACAGCGCACGCGGGUAACCUUGUCGGCGACGAAAAGAAGGUGUACGAGUAUAUCACCCGCCGGUUCCUAGCGUGCUGCUCGAAAGAUGCCGAAGGAUCUCAGACUACGGUCGAAGUCGUGUGUGGAGGAGAAGACUUCUAUCCCUUACCCCUAGGAUUGAUCGUACUACAACGGAAUUAUCUCGAGGUUUACCCAUACGACAAAUGGAUUGGCCAUACAGUUCCGAACUUUCAAGAGGGGGAAGAGUUCGAUCCUUCAGUCUGUGAACUUCGAGAAGGCCAGACAUCAAAGCCCAACUACUUGACGGAGGCGGACCUGGUUACCUUGAUGGACAAGAAUGGUAUUGGGACGGAUGCGACCAUUGCCCAACAUAUCCAGACAAUAGUUGACAGGGAAUACGUCGUUGAGCGAAUGGAAGGCGCCAUUAAGUACCUAGUCCCUUCGACCCUAGGCAUUGGUCUCAUAGAUGGCUACAACGAAAUCGGCAAGUCAUUUUCUCGAUUACUUUCCUUCACCAGAUUAACGUUUCUGGUGCACCAGACCGAACGCAGGAUGGUACAAGUUUGCGAACGGACAACGACCAAAAACGACAUGUUGCAGACGAGUCUUGAUCAGUACAAGCAUAUGUUCAUCAUUGCACGAAGGGAGUUCGACAAAGUAGCUACGGUGGGUCUUAUAACUCAUUCCCAUUCAGCCUGGAAGCUUAUGGUAUCGCAUAGAGUGUUGGGAGAUACAUUGGUGCAGGUGUUACUGGAGGGGCAGGAGGAGGUGGAAGAGGCGGUGGUGGUGGAGGAGGAGGAAGAGGCGGUGGUGGUGGUGGUGGUGGUGGUGGAAAUGGGGGUCAUGGUGGCAACGGCGCGGCAGGCCGAGGAAGAGGAGGUGCCGCUCCUGCACGCGGCAGAGGUGGCGGUCGUGGAGGCAGCUCUCGAGGUGCAGCUCCUCCUGCUCCUAACUCCGAUUCUGAAGGUGAGAGCCUUUGGCAUGAUCUCACUUACUCAUGCGUAA